This is a messenger RNA of Sorex fumeus (smoky shrew), 597 nucleotides long. It is a transcript of the gene RGS8, whose product is annotated as regulator of G protein signaling 8. The transcript has 5 exons. The coding region runs from base 55 to 597 and encodes 180 amino acids. The record is from RefSeq and is a predicted model, not a curated record. NCBI's taxonomy places the organism in Eukaryota, Metazoa, Chordata, Mammalia, Eulipotyphla, Soricidae.
CGCCUGCCUGAGUCUGGAGCACCGGCCCCAGCGCAGCGGUCAGCAGGGCCCUGCAUGGCCGCCCUACUGAUGCCCCGCAGGAACAAAGGCAUGAGAACGCGACUAGGCUGCCUGUCCCAUAAAUCGGACUCCUGUAGUGACUUUACGGCCAUCCUGCCCGACAAGCCCAACCGGGCUCUCAAAAGGUUAUCCACAGAGGAAGCCACCAGAUGGGCAGAUUCGUUCGACGUCCUCCUUGCCCAUAAAUAUGGGGUGGCAGCCUUCCGGGCCUUCCUGAAGACCGAGUUCAGCGAGGAGAACCUGGAGUUCUGGCUGGCCUGCGAGGACUUCAAGAAGACCCGCUCCACGGGCAAGCUGGCCUCCAAGGCCCUGCGGAUCUUCGAGGAGUUCGUGGACGUCCAGGCCCCCCGCGAGGUAAACAUCGACUUCCAGACCCGAGAAACCACCAGGAAAAACAUCCAGGAACCGUCUCCGACCUGUUUCGACCAGGCACAAGGCAAAGUGCACAGUCUCAUGGAGAAAGACUCUUACCCCAGAUUCCUGAGGUCCAAGAUGUACUUAGAUUUGCUGUCUCAAAGCCAGAGGCGGCUCAGUUAG